Molecule: messenger RNA, 744 nt
Organism: Protomyces lactucae-debilis
Lineage: Eukaryota; Fungi; Ascomycota; Taphrinomycetes; Taphrinales; Protomycetaceae
Exons: 1
Coding region: 1-744 (247 amino acids)
Source: RefSeq, a predicted model, not a curated record
AUGUCCGCCACACCAGCACGAUCCCUGGUUCGAUUGCACCUUUACGGUAUUCUGCGAGCUGCCUCAGCAACAGCAGGUCUGCUCGCAGACCUCAAACAAACCGAUGGCCAACUCAACUUAGGCAUUACCAAGCUGCAUGCCGCGUGUGUCACCGACUACGACGACGAAUGGGAUGUCUGGACGAGCGCUCUAGCUCUUGCACCAAGUCACAGCCAUCUGCACGCAUUGCGCGUCAGGUAUCACGGCGUAGCAAGAGCCGGCAACGAGCUCCCCUGGUUCGAGAUGCAGCAGGAGACUCGACAUCGGAAUGUGAAGAACUCGCAGACCGCAACAGUGGAUGUCACAUUUCCACCAAAGCUUUCAUUGUCUUUCAACCACAAAGUCUCACACGACAAUAUCGGCGCAGAGACCAUUCACCGCAGGUCUUCUCAUAAGGGGCGUUGCGAGGCAGUCAUUGUUGUGCCGCUCAGCAAGCACCACCGACAUGAAGUACUUGCCAAGAACAUGCUCUCCCAAGUCGCUCUAGGUCGGGAACGUGCCAUUAUGCGAGAACCUGCCAUUAUGCUCUCGAAGAUGGUUCUCGCCAUACACAUCAUCUUCAACGCUGAAGACCAAUUUCAUGAGCUACAAGCGAUGGUCCAACAGACCCUCAUAAUGAUGGUACAUGGCGAAUGUUUCAUGCGAGCGCGAAGGCUUGCCAUUUGGACCUCAAAGAAGAUAACGUGGACUCGAUUCCCAACUUGA